AAGCCCCCAAACUGCUUGUGCCUCCUGCUAAGAGAUUACUUUUGCCUAAUUUCACGUCCUCAGGAGGGCACCUGUAAGAACACUUAAGCUUGAGAGAGGUAAGCUGGGCUCUUGUAUAUAAACAUGUGCACCUGUGAUAGCUGAUAGUGGAGCAGAAUUAAGGAUGGGACAGGCUGCGACUUUACCCUGCAGAAGCGGAGGCACCUACAUUACAGAACUUUAUGAGUGGAAUGUUCUUAAAGGAGUGUCCGAGUGGCCUGAUUACUCUGCAUGAGUUCAGACGCCACUUCUGUGAUGGAACUGUGGGAAUGGAGUCUGCUGAAUACGCUGAGCAGAUCUUCCGGACAUUAGACAAUAAUGAGGAUGGAUUCGUCGACUUCCGAGAGUACGUGAUGGCCAUUAGCAUGCUGUUAGAAGGCUCAUCAGAGGAGAAGCUUCGCUGGUCAUUUAAACUUUAUGACAAAGACAAGGAUGGAGCCAUAACACGAUCAGAAAUGCUUGACAUCAUGCAGGCUGUGUAUAAGAUGAGUGUUGCAACCUCUUUAACCAACCCUAAUCCACUGACUGCUGAGGAAUGCACCAACAGGAUAUUCAUAAAACUAGACAAAGACAACAACGCCAUCAUCAGUCUGGAGGAGUUUAUUGAUGGGGCUCUGGCUGAUGAUUGGAUAAGAGAGAUGUUGGCAUGUGACCCCAACACUGUAAAGGUAGAGAGAGCCCUUAAGGGUUGCUCUGGAAAUAAAGCUUUGGGUUCGUUUGAGUCUACAGAAUGAAGGCUAUCUCAUCUGCUGGAGCAGUAGAAUAUCAUCUCUGACAGUCCUACACCACAUAUCUAAAGUGUUUCUGCUCUAACACACCCAGCUGCUACUUAUUUAACUUUUAAGAUUAAUAAACACUACAAUUUGAAGGCAAUUUGGAGACUAUUAUUAUUACUAUUAUUUGUAGACACUACAGCAAUGGCAGCUUUUUGCUGAAGGUUUAACAUGCCGUUGAUUUAUUUUUUUAUAAAUAUCUUUUAUGUCAUAUUUAAUAAGACAUUAUUAAGACAUCAAGACAGUUUUACAUAAGAGCAUUUUAAAUAAACAUCAGCACAGUUCCUCUCUGUGUUUUUUCUUGUUUACAUGCAUGUCAAUGCAAUAACACAUAAUUUGUUUAACAUGAUCAUUUACGGCGGGCACGGUGGCUUAGUGGUUAGCACGUUCGCCUCACACCUCCA
This is a messenger RNA of Tachysurus fulvidraco (yellow catfish), 1216 nucleotides long. RefSeq lists its product as uncharacterized. NCBI's taxonomy places the organism in Eukaryota, Metazoa, Chordata, Actinopteri, Siluriformes, Bagridae. Bases 222 to 773 code for a protein of 183 amino acids. The record is from RefSeq and is a predicted model, not a curated record. The transcript is spliced from 5 exons. Gene Ontology annotation, molecular function: calcium ion binding.